AUGAGGUUACUCAAUGCCCGAGGAUCUCAGCCGGUUAAUACCUUCGUCGUUGACACAUGUGGGGCAUGUGGAGUCCCUGGGCAUAGAUCCGAAGUAUGCCCCACAUCAUUCGAGCAGGACUCCGGUGAACAUGCUUUACAGAGAUACCAAAACCGGCCAGACAAUGACCCAUAUUCAAACACUUACAAUCCGGGAUGGCGGAAUCACCCCGCUUUCUCAUGGUCAAACAACUCGAACACCCUUCAGCCACCCCGUCCAAAUUUCAUGCAGCAACAACCUCGACCAAACUUUGUGCCCCGUCCGAACUACCAGGCACAGCAGCAGCAGCAGAGGGGACCGGAAGCAGGGUCGAGUUCAAACUUUCAAGAUGAUGUUGCUAAAAUCCUUCAAUUUAUGGCUAAAAGAGAGCAGCGAGAUGUCAAUCAGGAUGCCUCCAUCAAGCGCAUUGAGACACAGUUAGGCCAACUGGCUGCUCGGAGCGGGAAGGAAGUGGACAACAAAGUGCAGUUGCCCGAGCCCGAAGAUCCGGAGACUCAUUCAGAAAAGAUCAAGGAAGCAGAGCUAGGGAAGGUGACAGAAGAGCCGGUGCUACAUAAGUCGCCGAAUCCAUAUAAGUCGCGUAUUCCUUUUUCGGACCGACUUAGGAACGAGAAGCAAGAGAAGCAGUUCCGGGAUCUUUUCAGCAUGCUCUCCAAAGUGAACGUCAACUUGCCACUCCUCGAUGUGAUUAAGAAUAUGCCAUCAUAUGGUAAGUUCUUCAAGGACUUGGUGACCAAAAAGAGGAAGUUUGAGGAUGGAGAGAAGGUGGUGGUGUACGAGGCGGCAAGUGCCAUGCAGCACGACUUGCCCAAGAAGGAACGUGACCCCGGUGGUUUCAGGGAUGCUUGA
Molecule: messenger RNA, 888 nt
Organism: Striga asiatica
Lineage: Eukaryota; Viridiplantae; Streptophyta; Magnoliopsida; Lamiales; Orobanchaceae
Source: the annotation of a GenBank genome assembly